Penicillium vulpinum is the source of this 1336-nucleotide messenger RNA. RefSeq lists its product as uncharacterized. The coding region runs from base 41 to 1336 and encodes 431 amino acids. Gene Ontology annotation, molecular function: DNA-binding transcription factor activity, RNA polymerase II-specific; RNA polymerase II cis-regulatory region sequence-specific DNA binding; zinc ion binding. Gene Ontology annotation, cellular component: chromatin. The transcript has 2 exons. Lineage: Eukaryota; Fungi; Ascomycota; Eurotiomycetes; Eurotiales; Aspergillaceae. Gene Ontology annotation, biological process: regulation of transcription by RNA polymerase II; DNA-templated transcription. The record is from RefSeq and is a predicted model, not a curated record.
CUUAUCAGCCCAUUCGUCUUAUCCAUCAGAAGUGAUUCCGAUGACAACACAGCAAUCCCCUUUCCAAUGUCACUUUCCUGCGUGUGGCUUAAGCUAUCGACGGAAAGAACAUCUGACCCGACAUGCUAAAAGCCAUUUCCAAACAGAGUAUUUUGAAUGCUCCUUCUGUGAUCGCGUUUUUUCCAGGAAUGACACGCUACGACAGCAUGUCCGCACUCAUCAUAAAACCAGAGAGCUACGAUACUCUCGGGCAAUUCAAGCUUGUACCUAUUGUCGCUCACGACGGUCAAAAUGCGACGGACAGUCUCCCUGCGGCGCGUGCUUCCAGCGAGGAAUUCAAUGUUCAUAUUCCCAAAGCUCACGAGGCCUGGCAUUGGAACAAAAUAGGUCUCGAAAAAGCCCUACACCUUCUGUAGAAUCGGACAGUGCAGAUUCGUUUCAUUCUGCUCCGACAGAACUGGCAGGUUUUAUCCAGCGUUCGGAAACUAUUGAAAAUAGUCCAUGUAGAAUUGCGCCAUAUGUCCAGGCUUAUUUCGACAAAUUUCACCCAAAAUGGCCAUUCUUACACCCAGCCACAUUCGAUUUCAAUACCGAGCUGCCUUUUCUUACUCAAUCGGUGGUGAUGAUGGGCUCGUGGGCGAUGAUGGAAAGCAAUACGCAACAGACCGCAAAAGACCUACAUAAAAGACUAAGCUUGUCAAUAUACGAGCAAAGAGAAAAUUGGGAUAUGUUGAAUCACUCUGACGAACCGCACUCGCAAUGUCACGAAAAAUCCUCAUCUGGUACACCCUGGCCAAUGGCAACAUACCAAGGAAUCCUACUACACCUCAUCUUCUCUCUUCUCCUCAACCAUGACCGGUCAGGUCUGGAAUUGACCCAAGUUCUCCCUGAAAUUCCCUCUCAGCUCCUUGUUUCUCUCGUGCAUAGCUGUUUAAAGCGCCACAUGUUCUUUUAUCCCUCAAUACUGGCCCAAUUCGAACUAGGAGUUGACCCUGAUGUUUUCAUCUGGCUUGGUAUCGAGGAAGUCAAGCGUUUCAACUUGUCUUUGUACAGGGUGUGCAGGCAUUCCCGGGUACUUGAAACCGAACUCCUAGAAGACGCACCUAAUUCCAGCUCUUGGCGUGGGCCACAGUCACCGGAUGGAAGUCUUCUUUCUCUGGCAGAUCUGCAAUUUGCGGUGCCAGACAGUGAUGAGCUCUGGCAUGCUACUUCAAACUUGGCUGCAAAAAUUGAAGAAAAGCAAGCAGCAUAUAUCAAUGAGAAUAUUGAAGGGAACUGGAUUUCUCAGACUGCACCACUCUUGCAGCCGAGUGAUCAACAAUUUCAGUGGAUAUAA